Messenger RNA from Phymastichus coffea, 2742 nucleotides. RefSeq names its product motile sperm domain-containing protein 2-like. Bases 466 to 1926 code for a protein of 486 amino acids. The transcript is spliced from 8 exons. The record is from RefSeq and is a predicted model, not a curated record. Lineage: Eukaryota; Metazoa; Arthropoda; Insecta; Hymenoptera; Eulophidae.
AAUCAAUCCAGACACAGAGUUCGCUUCAUAUAAUAUAUAUAUAGAUAACGAAUACAUGGAUUUAUAACUUCGGUCGAGCUGACGAUGCUAUAGUCGGCGUUGACCCCAUUCUUUUACGGUCGAUCCGUCGAAUUGUAAUAAACGUGGUGCUGGCGCGGUCGUCAUCAUAUCAUCGUCAGUUGUUCCACUAAUGGAAAGGAAAAAAAGGAGAGUCGUCCGUGAGUUAAAGAGACACGAAGACAGGUGCGCGUGAAAAAGUAAAAACGAAAGCAGUCAGCGCCGGGCACUUAACGCGCGUAAUCGCUUGUCGACGCUCUCUCGCGAUAAACAAGCGCGAACGCGCGUUCAUACUUUUUUUUCUCCUUAUCAAAAAAUUGUGUUGGACGAGUUUUUUCGCAUUUGCUGCUCUGGAACUUCGAGUUACUGAGCAAAGUGUUGUUGAGAAAAGAAAAACAGAUACUAAGGAUGGACGAGAAAAUUAUCGAAUUACGUGAGACUUUCUUCAAAAAAUUGGAGGAUUCACCUAAUACAUAUUUCCAUCCAGCAGACAUAAACAGAAUAAACUCUGGAAAUGAUUGGCUUAGACGGUUUUUGGAGCAUACAGAAUCUAAUCUUCAAGAUGCCCUUAAAAUGUUAUGGGAAACUUGUAAAUGGAGAAGAGACUUUGGUACUAAUGAUAUUAAUGAAAAUUUAGUCAAAAGAGAAUAUUUAGAGGAUGGAGUUUGUUUUGCGUACGGCCAUGAUAAAGAUGGAAAAAAGUUAUUUAUUAUCAAAUCAAAAUUACAUACAAAAGGUUCAAGAGAUUUUUCAGAAUUGCAAAGAUGUAUUGUAUACUGGUUUGAGAGGCUCGAAAGGGAAGGAAAUGGAAAUCAAAUAUCAUUAUUUUUUGACAUGAUCGAUUCAGGUCUUUCAAACCUAGAUAUGGAAUUAACAAAGUAUUUGAUAGGCUUGUUCAAAAAUUAUUACCCAAAUUUUCUGAACAACAUACUUAUACUUGAGAUGCCAUGGGUUUUAAAUGCUGCCUUCAAUAUGAUCAAGUCAUGGUUGCCAGCAAAAGCAUUACCAAAAAUUAAAUUUCUCAAAAAAUCCACUCUGCAGGAGUUUGUUGAUCCUGAUGUAGGCUUAAAAUGCUGGGGAGGAAAUAGUGAUUACAUAUUUACAUUUGUUUCUGAAUCACAGACUGGAAAACUAAUUAAUGGAGAAUUAGAUAAUAAAAAAGUACAUUUUGCUGGAAAUUCACCAAUAACUGAACAAGCUAGUUCUGGCUUUAGUGACCAAGAAUCAACGUUGAUUGUGGAACCCGAAAUUUUAAAUUUCAGUAUUUCUGGAAAUGAAAUUGUUGGAACUGUGAUGUUGAAAAAUAUAAUGUCAGAUCAAAAUUUAACUUACAAGAUAAAAACAACAUCGCCAGAAAAAUUUAAAGUUCGCCCCAAUACUGGAAUUAUACAAGCAUCGCAAAAGAUUUCAAUAACAAUCACAUUACAGGGAGGUUAUACUUUGCUAAGUCUUUUACCACAUGAUAGAUUUCUUAUUAUGUGUCUUCCAAUAAAUGAAACAAUGGCACCUCAAGAAUUAACAGAAUUUUGGAAGCUUAAUAUUGGAUCUGCAAAACAACAUAGAUUGAUGUGUCGUGUUAUAAAUGAAAAUGCUGAUAAUUUAAAAUCUAGUAUAGCCUAUUCAAAUAGUUCUUCUGGAAAUCACUCAAUGAGCUCAUUAUUUUCAAAGAUUUCCCGUAUCGAAGAAACGAGUAUAAAUCUUCAAAAAGAGAUUUCUUUGAUAAAGCAUUUGCUGUUACUCUCUGCAAUAUUAAUAGUUGUUCUUUUAUUAUGGAUUAUUUAUAUAUCAAAUAAGAACUUUCAAAAUACUGUUGUAAAAGAAAGUUGUACAAUUGUAGAGUCAAUCAUGCCAAAACAUGACGAAGUCUAGUCUCACAAAGUAACUUUAAGCAUUUCUGUAGCAAUUGCAAUUAUUUAAAAUUGAUAAGAAAUGGAGGGCAUAUAGUCUUAAUUAAGGUUUAAUUAUUUAGAGUGUUGGGUUUUACUAUUGAAUAAUAAAUUAAAAUCUAUUUUUGGGUACUUUAUACGAUCAUGAAACGAUUAUGUCAAAUUGAAAAACAGACGGUAAUUCACGUCCUAUUUAAAUUUAUUAAAUGUAUUAUAAUUAACGGAAUAAUCUUAUUUUUGUUUUUUUUUUUUUUUUGAAAAUUCUAUUAUUUAAUUUUCAAGAAAAUUUAUAUUGAGCUUCAAAUAAAAUUUUUCUUAUUAUAAGAUACCUGUAAAAGUUGAAAAAUAUUUCUGGUAUCAUUUUUGUACUGUUAUACAAUGCGUGUUUGCAAGAUGUUUAUAAUGGAUGUGUGAAUUCUUUAUAUUAAGAAGAGAAAAAUAUGUGAUGCAAGAUUGAAUAUAGUAGAAGUAUUUUUAUAACUCUUGUUUGAAUUGCAUUUUUGCAACCAAAUCUAUCAAUCUACUGAUUUCUGGUAAAGCAAUUGUUUAUAUUUAAUUACAUUCCAUUCAUGUGAAAAACUGAUUUCUAUUAUAAAUAAGAAUGCACAGCUUCUAGAUUAAUACGAUUAUAAUAGGAAUCAAUGGUACAAAACAUCAAAAUUAGGAAUGUUUUUGAGUAACCAAUUUUGUAGUUUGUUGGUGCAUUUGUUAUGUAUUCUAUGGACUAAAAAUAUAGAUAACUGCUUCAAAUUUAUAAAGUUUCUACGUCAAUUUGUAAUAAAAAGAAUAUUUACAAUCG